This is a messenger RNA of Elaeis guineensis (African oil palm), 1420 nucleotides long. Its product is annotated as protein neprosin-like. The record is from RefSeq and is a predicted model, not a curated record. Lineage: Eukaryota; Viridiplantae; Streptophyta; Magnoliopsida; Arecales; Arecaceae.
AUAUUCAUUUACAUACAAAAGGGGGCCAUGAAGGUGCAUAUGGGCAUAAGCCGCAGCUUGGUGGCUCUAUUGUUGGUGAUGAUCUGCUUAUCAUGCAAUAUGUCAAGGGUAUGGGCCACGACACAGCAGUUGGAGGUGUGGCGACAACAAAAGCGAUUGAAUAAGCCUGCAGUCAAGAGCAUCAAGAGCUCUGAUGGAGAUAUCAUAGACUGUGUCCAUAUCUCUCAUCAACCAGCCUUUGAUCAUCCUUUACUCAAAAACCACACUAUCCAGAUGAGGCCAAGUUUCUACCCAUUGGGCCUGUACGAUGAGAACAAGGUGGCGUCAAAGAUGGAACCUAGCUCUGUACCUCAGCUUUGGCAUCAAAAUGGGAGGUGUCCAGAGGACACCAUCCCUAUUAGGAGGACCAAGAAGGACGAUGUGGUGAGGGCUACCUCUGCCGAAAGAUAUGGAAAGAAGGGGCACAAGACGAUCCCAAAUCCCACUUCUGCACUUCCUAAUGAGGAUGACGGUGGAUAUGAGCAUGCGCUUCUUUAUGUCACGGGAGAUAAGUACUAUGGAGCAAAGGGAACCAUAAAUGUGUGGAACCCGAAGAUCCAAGAGCAGGGUGAGUACAGUUCAUCUCAGCUCUGGGUUCUUGGAGGUCCUCCAGAAUCACUCAAUACCAUCGAAGCUGGUUGGCAUGUUAAUCCAGGUGUGUAUGGAGAUAAUAGAACAAGACUAUUUACUUUCUGGACUGCUGAUAAUUAUGGAUCAAAAGGCUGCUACAACCUACUUUGUUCUGGGUUCGUUCAAGUCAACAAGGAAAUAGCGUUGGGUGCUACCAUCCACCCAAUUUCCAGCUAUGAUGGACCCCAGUAUGAAAUCACUAUACUUAUCUGGCAGGAUCCAAAUUCGGCGAAUUGGUGGUUGCAGUAUGGGAAUCGAUCUGCAUUGGGCUACUGGCCUUCAUCCUUAUUCCCCCAUUUGCGUGACAGUGCCUCAGAGAUACAAUGGGGAGGGGAGAUUCUGAACUUAAAUGUAAGUGGUCAACACACCUCCACAGAGAUGGGCAGUGGGCAUUUCGCAGGAGAGAAGUUUCGCUGGGCGAGCUUCUUCAAGAACAUUCGAAUAGUUGAUCACUCCAAUGAAUAUCAAACUCCUCAAGGCGAUCAGAUAGUGAUGACGCGAAUCUUGUGCUAUGAUCUGGAGUGGGACAGCGGUGAUAGUUUCUACUACGGGGGCCCUGGUAUAAAUCAAGAAUGUCCAUAGAAGUUAUUAGUUCUUUGUAUCUCCUUCUUGUUGGGAGAAAAACAAUUAUGGAAGAAUAAAAUUGUGAACAAGCGAUGCACAACGAGAGUAAAUAUUUUUCUUUUAUACAAUCAAGUAAACUAUCAAAAUCAUCAAGCACUAACAAUCAAGACACCCAAUCAAUAAUCAA